AUGGCCGAUGGAAUUUCUACUCCAGGUUCAUUUAAAACCAACGAAGAGCAAACACUUAUAUAUUUUGUAAAAUAUGCAUAUUGGGUAAAUGAUUUCGUUACUGCCAUCAUUAAUGCCAAAGACUGGUCUGUUAUAAUUAUUUUUGGGGAAGGAAUUUUACUCCUCAACCAUUCAGAUAGCCAGUACGAAAUUGUGUUGUGGUCAUGUUUCUCCGACAACAUGUGUCCUACUGCAAAUUGGGAAGAAGUUUUUGGAUCUCUUACACCAAUUUGGUAUAAAAAUAUGUUUGCCGUUUGUCUCCCAGAUAUCAAUUUUGGCCUUCUCACUAAACCUCCUGUAGCAUCGAUUGAUACUCUGGGGACGUCUGUAUUUUUUGCGUAA
Molecule: messenger RNA, 381 nt
Organism: Macrosiphum euphorbiae (potato aphid)
Lineage: Eukaryota; Metazoa; Arthropoda; Insecta; Hemiptera; Aphididae
Source: the annotation of a GenBank genome assembly